AUGGACGAGGUGAGAGAGGUAGUAACAGAAGAGGCUUUGCCUCUUGCUAAGUCUUGGGGAGUGCUAGAGUAUCCAACUUCCCCUUCACCUGAUGAAAAUGAGUAUGUGCUGGCCAGCAGUUCAGUGGAACCUGAAGAAGAGAAAAAGGAGGACCUUGGAGAAAGCUUAUGUCCCAGCAGUCAGAAAACUUCCCAAAAGAACCCCAGCAAAACAUCCUGGAAGACCUCUAGGGGCUCAGUGGCUCAGGGAACAGAAAAAAACUCCACAUUUAUUAAAUCCCAGGUACCUCUUUCUUCACAGUGUGUUCAGAUUAAAAAACAGAGCAAACAUAGUCUCAAGGCCAAAACUCCCUCCAUACAGAGUCUUCAUUCAAGAAGACUUGAGGAAAGAGAACGUCGAACUCUGAGUGAGACAGCAUUAAUCAUGGGACAGAAGAGAAUCGAUGACCGUACUAAAAUGAUAAAAAAUCCCUUGGACUCUCCUCAGUCUUUUGCUGAUUACAACCACCUGGGCUAUAACCUGAGAUCAAACAUCUUCCAAGGUGGCCCACUGGAGACCCGAAGCUUGAUGAAAGAUUCCUACACCCCUGAUAUAAUUCAGAAGGCAAUCCGGGACCCCAAGAAUUGGCAUGGAAGGAGAACUGAUGAGCUAGGGAAAUGGCACCAGAAAAAUGCAUUAAAUCUUAGCGUGCAGAAAGCAUUGGAGGAGAGAUAUGGAAAGAAACAAAGCAAGCCUUAG
Molecule: messenger RNA, 738 nt
Organism: Calypte anna (Anna's hummingbird)
Lineage: Eukaryota; Metazoa; Chordata; Aves; Apodiformes; Trochilidae
Gene: CIMIP4
Product: testis expressed 33
Exons: 6
Coding region: 1-738 (245 amino acids)
Source: RefSeq, a predicted model, not a curated record